AUGGUCAGAACGAAAGAUGGGGACGGUAUUAAGAGUAGUUCGAUUAUUACGGAGGUGAAGAGGAGAGCCUGCUUGUUUGAUACCAAUGAUCCCAACUACGGUGACAGGGCGGAGAAGGCGCGAUGCUGGGAGGAAGUUUGCGAGUGUGUCGUGCCCGGCUGGGUUGCGCUCGGGCCGCCGGAGAAGUUUGCGGCCGGUAUGUUUAGUGACGUUUUUAUAAACCGUCUUAUUCGCGGAUGUCGGCCCGCGGUUGACGCGCCAACGUUAAACACGUUCGUUGUAACCGGUCAGAUUGUAAUUGUCGCGUUCAAGUUGCGUGCUCUUUGUUCGAACGUUUGGAUGCUUUCGAAAUGUACCUAG
Molecule: messenger RNA, 360 nt
Organism: Arctia plantaginis
Lineage: Eukaryota; Metazoa; Arthropoda; Insecta; Lepidoptera; Erebidae
Source: the annotation of a GenBank genome assembly